Molecule: messenger RNA, 1020 nt
Organism: Peromyscus maniculatus bairdii (prairie deer mouse)
Lineage: Eukaryota; Metazoa; Chordata; Mammalia; Rodentia; Cricetidae
Product: olfactory receptor 4C15-like
Biological process (GO): G protein-coupled receptor signaling pathway
Cellular component (GO): membrane
Molecular function (GO): olfactory receptor activity; G protein-coupled receptor activity
Source: RefSeq, a predicted model, not a curated record
CUUUCCUUUCAAAGUCCUCAGGAGAAUCAUGCAUAACCAAAGCUUUGUCAAUGAGUUCAUACUCCUGGGGCUUUCACAGAACCCCCAAAUUGAGAAAAUAUCAUUUGUUAUAUUUCUAUUGGUCUAUUUUGCAACUCUUGUUGGCAACAUGAUAAUUGUGGUGACCAUUGUCUACAGUCCUGCACUGCUAGGCUGCCCUAUGUACUUCUUCUUGGCAUUCCUCUCCUUCCUCGAUGCUUGUGUCUCUUCUGUUGUCACACCAAGGAUGAUUGUAGAUUUGGUUUAUGAGAGGAAGACCAUCUCUUUUGAAUGUUGCAUGACACAGGUCUUUGCUGUGCACUUUCUUACUGCAGUGGAAGUCAUCAUUCUGGCAGCCAUGGCCUAUGACCGCUAUGUGGCCAUUUGCAAGCCCCUACACUACUCUUUCAUCAUGAACAGGAGGCUCUGUGGUAUUCUGGUGGGGGUAGCCUGGGCUGGAGGAUUCUUACAUUCUAUCAUACAAAUUGCCUUCACAUUGCAAUUGCCCUUCUGUGGACCCAAUGUCAUUGAUCAUUUCAUAUGUGACCUGUUCCCAUUGCUGAAGCUCGCCUGCACUGACACACACAUUUUUGUCAUUUUGGUAUUUGCCAACAGUGGAUCUAUCUGCAUCAUUAUAUUCUCCUUUUUGCUUGUUUCUUAUGGUGUCAUUUUGUUCUCUCUGAGAGGCCACAGCUCUGAAGGGCGCCGAAAGGCUCUGUCCACCUGUGGAUCCCAUGUUACUGUUGUAGUUUUUUUCUUUGUUCCUUGUAUAUUAAUAUAUGCACGACCUACAUCUCCAUUCUCUUUUGAGAAAAAUGUGUUUGUAUUUACAGAUGUCCUGACACCAUUGCUCAAUCCUAUGGUAUACACCUUCAGAAAUAAGGAAAUGAUAAAUGCCAUCAGGAAAAUGUGGAAGAGGCUGAUAGUGGUUUCUGAUAAAUAUUAAAACUUUUCACUUACAUGACUGAGCAGAUGGCUCAGGGGAUAAAAUACUUGCUGAGU